GGGGCCAGUCUCGUUUUACCUGUCGUAAGAACUUGGCUGUCUGUGGGUCUGUCUGAAGUAAGUUCCGAUGCACGAGAACGAACAUGAGAUCCCUCUGCCUGUCUGAUUGGCUGCCUAUGUCCUGAAGAGCCGAACCCUCUGAGCCCACCCACUGCUUAAAGGACUUUCCAGUCAUCACAAAUCUCUGCCUUACACUAAGUACAGGACCUGGUCUGGGCUGAACGAAAAAGCGCUCACCAUGGCAGCUAACCACGAUUAUCGUGACGGCUACGACGUCGAGUCAGGACAGCACCGCUUCCACCCGGUGCAAAGUUCGGAAACAACGUACCGACCCAUUCUUUUCGGGACGCUCGCGGUUAUGGGAUUGCUUCAAGUGGCAUCGAGUGUCGCGAUCUUGUUACACUUGACGGGCUAUCUUCAAGAGGUUGACCUGAGGCCCUCCCAACACCGCUCUAUAGAGGAAGCGCAGACGGAGCCUGUGCUCGACGCGCUGAAAGACACGAAGAAAAACAGACGUGGAAAGAAUGCAAAAGAGAGCCUUCCGUUUGCUCAUCUGCCAAUCCUUCAGCGUCAGGAGCACAGCAAAAGGGGCGAGCCGAAGCCUGUCAUGAUCGACUGGGACAAGGAGCGCGGGCGCUGCCACAAGAUGGACUACCAGAGGGGGCGGCUUCUGGUGAUCGAGUCAGGCUUCUACUACGUCUACGCCAAGACCUGCAUGCGCUACUCCGUGUACCCGCAGGAGGAAAACGGGCCGGAGAGGACGCCGGCGCCGGACGUGAGCAACGCCCAGCUCAUGCAGUUCAUCUACCACGAGAACGUCCGGGAGAACGGCAGGGCGGAGGGGCUGGUGAAGACGGGCAGCACGGUGCACUGGGAGCACACCAAGUACAAGUACAACAUGUACUGCGCCCAGCAGGGCCGCGGCGUCAAGCUGGAGGAGGGCGACGCCCUGUACGUCAACGUGUCCAACGCGUGGCUCUUGGACCUAGACGGGAAGUGGACGUACUUUGGGGCGAUCAAGCUCAGCAACUGAUGAGCGGAGAGAGUGAGAGUGAGAGUGAGAGAGAGAGAGAGAGAGAGAGAGAGAGAGAGAGAGAGAGAGAGGGGAAGGACGAGCGCUACUGAACAUUUGACCACGCCAAUGAACCACUGUGCGAGCACUUGCCGGUUGUUUUUUUUAUUUUUUUAUAUUACUGAUUCGUAUUCUGGAUUUGUUGAAAGAAAAAUAGUGUUUUUUUUUGUUGUUUUUUUAAGAAUGGCUUUUUUCAUAGACGCGGGUCACUUCCACUGUCUGUCGUCCCCCAGACCGUGAGAGCUUUCACCAAGCAUAACAUUAGCCCAAGUCGCACUGGAGUUGUUCAGGAGAAUAAUAUUUGAGUGUAGUGCUUGAUAUUAUUGCAAUUAAUUGUUAACUAUUUAGAACACAGAGUAGAUGAAAUUGAAAAAAACUUAUAAAUUGUUCAGUUUGAUUAUGUCCUUUGAUUGGUUUCUAUUUCUAUUCAAGCCUAUGACUAGGCAGUGAAGUUAACAAAACACCCACUCCAGGUGAGGUUCUAUUUCAAGUCAUUUUUUUAUGAAGACAUUUCUCUGGCAAAAUGGCACAUAAACAAAUAUAUUGAGGUCACUGGAAGUACGGAGCAGUAUAUAAUAUUGAUAGUCAUUAUUCUCCAGGGGGACAAUAAAUAAAAUAAAUAUAAAGGACGUAAGAUUGUAGCUUUCAGAGCGUGUUCUCCAAUUAAUUAGUUAGUAGAUUAUCAAAGGACAACAAACCAUCAUGAUCAGGGUGACCGCCGCAGUAGAUGGUAUUUCCCAAAUGGGUGUCCUAGGAAAUGUGAAUAGGAUUGUCAUAAGAUGUAUGAGUUGAACAGCGUAAAAGGUAUCUGAUAUGAAAAAAACUAAGGGAUAUAUUUUAUCCUUGAAAAAUAAUUUCACAGCAAUGCCACUCGAUUCAAUAAUGUAGUCUUCGUCCACCAUCUCCGUUCAAAAGAGGUCACAGAGAAGCGCAUCCUUGCAUUCUCUGUCAACAUGUAUAUCAUGUACAAUAUGCAUUCUGCAAGAAAGCAUAACCACGUCCCACUUCUCAGCAAUUCCACUGUUUCCAUAAAUGGAAAGAGUCAAUAUAGUCCUCAUUGACUUCGGUUUUGACAGAGGGGAGGGGGGCAUCUACACGUUGCUGUUUGACAAUCCGCAAAUGGGUGCAAGUGAUGCGUCAAAUGCAGAUAGCUGGACUGUCUUACCCUUAGUAACACAAAGAGGCCUCUUGUCUCCUUUAACCAGAGGAACCAGUGAUACAGAUAGCUGGUCUGUCUGACCCUAAAUGACGAUAACAAGAACUCUUGUCUUGCCUUAACCAAAUUGAGUUUGGUCCACCUUUAACUUAAACCUUUUUUUCAUUUGGCUCUUCAGUGAGGUAGAUGGGAAUAUGCACUAAGUAUUUAUUUAUAAGACAAAGUAGACCAGGGAUAGAUCAUUAUUAAAAUGGCCCGUCCGCUGUAAAAGAAAAAGUUACAAAAAACAACAACAAUAUUUUAUGUCUGUAUGACAUUCAUUAUGCAGCACUUAGGUAAAAUUGUAUGCACGCUUUUUGUUUUGUUAAUUAAUUCAACACAGGGGCUCUUUUUUAGAUUCCAUAUUUAUGUAUCUUGUUUUAACAGCGUGGGCACACGGACAAACGGAAUGAAUAUAUUGUUUUUCCAAUUAGAUUGUAGCAUACCUGUAAGACAUCUUCAAGAUUUCUCCGGUCAAUGUUUUUCUUAUUUAUGUUCUUAUGUGUUUUAAUAAAAGCAAUACUUUUCUAAAAAAAAAAA
This is a messenger RNA of Gadus morhua (Atlantic cod), 2807 nucleotides long. It is a transcript of the gene tnfsf11, whose product is annotated as TNF superfamily member 11. Bases 239 to 1033 code for a protein of 264 amino acids. Gene Ontology annotation, cellular component: membrane. Gene Ontology annotation, molecular function: tumor necrosis factor receptor binding. The record is from RefSeq and is a predicted model, not a curated record. NCBI's taxonomy places the organism in Eukaryota, Metazoa, Chordata, Actinopteri, Gadiformes, Gadidae. Gene Ontology annotation, biological process: immune response. The transcript has 4 exons.